Messenger RNA from Coturnix japonica (Japanese quail), 1936 nucleotides. RefSeq names its product Ras like without CAAX 2 (gene RIT2). The record is from RefSeq and is a predicted model, not a curated record. Gene Ontology annotation, biological process: signal transduction. NCBI's taxonomy places the organism in Eukaryota, Metazoa, Chordata, Aves, Galliformes, Phasianidae. Gene Ontology annotation, cellular component: membrane. Gene Ontology annotation, molecular function: GTP binding; GTPase activity.
AAGAGAAACAUGGAAAAUGAUACAGAGCUGGGAGGGGGCAGAGAGAGAUUUUUAUUGGAAGCUGUUAAAGUGGUUGCUAUGAGACAUUCUCCAGCUAACACAGGCAAAGCAGUGAGUAGCUUUUAAAGUUGUUUAAGAUCAGAGGCAGCAUCUGCAAGUUGCUUUUUCUUCCCUUUUUCUCUCUUCUUCUGCCUCGUGCAAGAUGGAGUUAGAAAAUGAAAUCAGCUCCUCCAACAAUUCUUCAGCAGGCUCCAGAGAGUACAAGGUGGUGAUGCUAGGAGCAGGGGGAGUUGGCAAAAGCGCAAUGACAAUGCAGUUCAUAAGCCAUCGGUUCCCUGACUAUCAUGAUCCAACUAUUGAGGAUGCCUAUAAAACUCAAGUCCGAAUUGAUGAUGAACCAGCUUAUUUGGACAUUCUAGACACUGCUGGACAGGCAGAAUUCACAGCCAUGAGGGACCAAUACAUGCGAGGUGGAGAAGGUUUCAUUAUCUGCUAUUCCAUCACAGACCGUCAAUCUUUUCAAGAAGCUGCUGAGUUUAAGGAACUCAUUUAUUGUGUUCGGCACACCUAUGACAUCCCCUUGGUGCUGGUGGGGAACAAAACGGAUCUUGAAGAGUUUAGACAGGUUUCAACCGAAGAAGGAAUGAACUUAGCCAGAGAAUAUUCUUGCUCCUUUUUUGAGACUUCAGCGGCCCUUCGCUUCUAUAUUGAUGAUGUGUUUCAUGGACUAGUGAGGGAAAUUCGAAGGAAAGAGUCCUCACUGACUGUGGCAGAGAAGAAGAUGAAGAGGAAGGAUAGUCUGUGGCGGAAGCUGAAAGGUUCACUGAGGAAGAAAAAGGAAAGCACAACUUGAUGGAAAUUCUUCAUUAGUCACCCCUCAGGAGCUGUCCACAGCAACCUACAACUGUUCAAAAAAUGCAACAUUAGCACAGAAUCUUCCAGAGCAGAUCCUGGAGUUCUGUCCCUUCAGCACUCAUGCAGAAGCAGUAGCUCCUUGAAGGCCCAGCUCACGUCACCCUGUGGCUCCUCUGUAUUAUAGAUCAAGUCGCUUAGUAUACCCUCUCAAUCCUUCUCCCCAAAUCUGAGCAGAGAAAAUACUGUUUUCCAUGUGGUCCCUGGAUGGUCUUCUUUCUCUGUGGUCCCUGGCUAGGAUUUAAGCUAGCAGCCAGUGCAGAUCCAGCUACCACCAAGUCUAGAACAAGGGAUGUGUCUAUCACCUCUUCUCUUUGUGUGCAUGAAUCAUUUCACCAUCCCAGGAAUGAGAAACAUCUAUUUCAGUGGACAUUUGGACAGGGGAAAGAGUUUAGGAUUUGACCUCCAGCUUUUCAUUCACUUGUAGUUUUAGGAUUAGAUUGUCCUCAGCCCAUGUGUGCGUAUGAAAUGGGACUAGAAUUCUGCAGGUUCACAAUUUUGCCUCUCUUAGAGACCCACCAUGACUGUUCUUUCCAUUUAUCAGGAAGGGUUGGCAAGAACAGCAUAACUCCCACAUUAGACAACCAGAAGGCUGCAGGACUACAGCUCUGUCUCCUCUUCAUAAAACUAAUCACAACUGGAAAGCAGAGGUACAUCUUCCUGCAGACAUGCAGUGAACUGACCACACAUCAGCAGCAUACAAAGGAGUACCAAAAAAACUCCACUGUCAGAUACUUCCCAGAGCCUUCCCUAGAACAGCACAGACCUGUUCCGUGGUAACAUCUGGAAUACAGCAUUCAGUCUUCAACUUACUAUUCCUUGACCAUUGAAGUGAAUCAUUUGAUUGAUCAAAUGGAAGAGUCUUUUAAAUAUUCGUUUUAAAAGCUGGCAUGAAAUAGAAUAUAGUCUCAUUGAUUUUUUUUUUCCUACACUUCUUUAAAUAUUGAAUUUAUUUAUAAAUUUUACAAUUUAAUUGUGCAUACAUUUUGUUGAAGAAUAAAGAUCUUGAAUUCCAUUAAGCCAA